AUGACGGAGCAGCUCGGAGCCGGGUGCGAGUCUCUGGCUAUAUCGAGCGCUGCCGCCGUGCCCGUCACGUUCCGGGCCCCGGGGCGGAUUCCUCUCGCUCCGCCCGGGGCCCGAGCGGGCACCAAGGCUGUAACAGGCAGGGACCGAGAGGGGAACGAGAAGGGAGCGAGGCGAAACAAGGCGAGAUCGAGGGGGACCGAGGCCGGCCCAGCGCCACUGGCCCCGGCCCCGGGCCCGCCCUCGACCCCCGGCCCUGGGCCCGUCCGUCACAAUCGGGUUUCGCGGUUGCCUGGCAACCGUGAGCGCCGCCAGCGUCUGUGGCGCUGCUGCGGCCUCAGUUGCCUGAGAGCGUGCUUCGGACUGGUUGCUCAGCCUGGACGCUGCCGGCGGCUACACCGAGCGAUUCGCCACGUGAAUUGUUCACGGAGAAUUGCUCUCUGCGAGCGAGUCCUGAAUUCGCAGAGAAUUGCUCUCUGCGAGCGAGUCCUGAAUUCGCGGAGAAUUGCUCUCUGCGAGCGAGUCCUGAAUUCGCGGAGAAUUGCUCUCUGCGAGCGAGUCCUGAAUUCGCGGAGAAUUGCUCUCUGCGAGCGAGUCCUGAAUUCGCGGAGAAUUGCUCUCUGCGAGCGAGUCCUGAAUUGCCUUUUGAAGGUGACUCCCUCUGCCUUCCAGAAGGAGAUGUCUCUCACCACCAAGCAGAGGCUGGCCAGAGCUAAGAAGCUGACUCUGCCUCAGAUUGUCCAGCCUCAAGCCAAACAUGAGACCUCCCAUCACAAGUCCUCGGCAACUGACCCAGAGCAGAGCUCAUUUCAGCCUUGCCCACCAGAGGUGGUGUUUCAGAACUACAGCCCUGGUCAGGUCUGUGAAAUACCAGUGCUUCUGAGGAACAGGGACAAGGUUCCUCAUCUGCUGAAGGUCACCCUGGAGAGCUUACCUUAUUUCAAGCUGGUAGGCCCCAAUGAUGUGUACCGCAAGGUGCCACCAGGCCUCUACACCACUGUCCGCAUCCUCUUCACCCCUGCAGAGAACAAGGAUUAUUUCCACAAGCUGGUCUGCAUCACUGAAAGGGAAGAGUUCAUUGUGCCAAUUCGGGCCAUUGGUGCCCGAGCCAUCCUGGACUUCCCUGACCAGCUGGACUUCUCGGAGUGUCCGGUCAAGUACAGCACCCAGAAGACUCUGCUGGUUCGCAACAUCGGUAACCGGGCAGCUCAUUACCAGCUGAGCACCCAGAGCCCUUUCUCUGUCAUUCCGGCCAUGGGAGCUCUGGACAUCGGCGACGCCAUGCAGGUGACAGUGGGAUAUGAGCCACUGAAGGCCGGUGACUGUUCCACGUCCCUUGUCGUGCACUACGACACAGGGGAAGACACCCACACAAGCCUUCAUGGGAGAGCUGUGGAUGUCGCCAUUGGGCUGGACAGGAACCGUGUGACAUUUGGGGAGACCUACAUCACACUGUCCAAGAGGACAACUGUGCGCAUCCACAACCUGAGUGAUAUCACAGCCCGCUUCCAGUGGAAGGCUGUUGAUACUCAGGGAGAGGAGGAGCUGAAGCUGAGGCGGUAUCACAGGCUGUGUCAGCUGGAAAAGGACAAGUUCCGUGACCUGGAGGCGUGCGGAGUGGACACCACUCGCCGAGAACUCUUCCCUAAUCUCAUCCGCAGGCUGCAGAGUGAGAAGGCAAAGGCGCAAGGAGAUCCCGUGCUGUUCAAAAACGACAUUUUCUCCAUUGAGCCAAAGGAGGGCGAGAUCAGGCCGAAUUGUUGGGCUGAAAUCAGCGUGUUCUUUAAGCCCCGGGAAGCCCGGGUCUAUGAGCAAGCAGGUUACUGUGACAUCUCAGGCCGUGAGAAGAGGCUGCCCCUGCACCUCAUAGGGGAAGGCCUCGGGCCCAGGCUCCGCUUCAGCUAUGAGGAACUGGACAUCGGGGAGGUUUUUCUCACAGCAAACCUCAGAUAUAAGACGAUCCUGUUAAACAGAGGGCUUAUUGCGGCUCCCUUCAGCCUCGUCCCUCCGACCACAGCCAUGGGCUCCUGCUUCACCUUCCUGACUCAGGAGGGCGUUGUGGCACCGAAUGGGCUCCAGGACAUCUCUAUCUCCUUCCAUCCCACCAUCCAGGGGGCGUUUGAGGAACGAUUCCAGUUCAGUGUGGCUGGAUCUCCUACACCUGCCAUCCUGACCAUCAAGGGUUUUGUGAUGGCACCGACUUUACGUUUUGAUGUGCCCGCCCUCCACUUCGGUGACGUCUCCUAUGGUUUUCCUCGCACCUUGAAGUGUCGCCUGUUUAACACCUCCCUGGUACCCCUGGACGUCAACCUCCACAUUCCUGGGGAUGGCCCCGGACAGCCCAGCGUUGAAAGCGCUGAUCAGAUGCUCAGACUAAAUAGCCAGUCUUGGAGGAAGGAAGCUCAAGGUGUUAUGAAGCCGAGGGAAUUUGCCAUAAGUCCCUGCAGAGUCGGUGUCCUUGCCCAGGGAUCUGCAGAUAUCCAAGUCACCCUGUGUUCCAACACCGUCAGAAACUACAAGCUGGAGCUGGUGGUGGACGUGGAUGGUGUUGGCAAGAAUGUGCUGGCACUGACCCUCACAGCCAGCACCAGCACACUGCCCGGCUGCAGCUCCAAAGGAGGAGCGUUGCUGAGUGAGCUGGAUCUGCCCGCCUAG
Hirundo rustica (Barn swallow) is the source of this 2652-nucleotide messenger RNA. RefSeq names its product hydrocephalus-inducing protein homolog. The record is from RefSeq and is a predicted model, not a curated record. The transcript is spliced from 16 exons. Gene Ontology annotation, cellular component: axoneme. Lineage: Eukaryota; Metazoa; Chordata; Aves; Passeriformes; Hirundinidae. Gene Ontology annotation, biological process: cilium movement; axonemal central apparatus assembly. The coding region runs from base 1 to 2652 and encodes 883 amino acids.